Staurois parvus is the source of this 731-nucleotide messenger RNA. The record is from the annotation of a GenBank genome assembly. NCBI's taxonomy places the organism in Eukaryota, Metazoa, Chordata, Amphibia, Anura, Ranidae.
GUCGUUGGUGCCAGUGGGAGGAACAGCGCUCCGUCGUUGGUGCCAGUGGAGGAACAGCGCCCCGUCAUUUGUGUCAGUGGGAGAAAACAGUGCCCCAUCUAUAGUGCCAGUGGGAGGAACAGCGCUCCGUCAUUGGUGCCAGUGGGAGGAACAGCGCUCCGUCAUUGGUGUCAGUGGGAGGAACAGCGCCCCGUGGUUUGUGUCAGUGGGAGGAACAGCGCCCCGUCGUUUGUGCCAGUGGGAGGAAUAGCGCCCCAUCGUUGGUGCCAGUGGGAGGAACAGAGCUCCAUCGUUGGUGCCAGUGGGAGGAACAGCGCCCCAUCGUUGGUGCCAGUGGGAGGAACAGCGCCCCAUCGUUGGUGCCAGUGGGAGGAACAGCGCUCCGUCGUUGGUGCCAGUGGGAGGAACAGCGCCCCGUCGUUGGUGCCAGUGGGAGGAACAGCGCCCCGUCGUUGGUGCCAGUGGGAGGAACAGCUCCCCAUUGUUGGUGCCAGUAGGAGGAACAGCGCCCCAUCGUAGGUGUCAGUGGGAGGAAUAGUGCCCAUCAUUGGUGUCAGUGGGAGGAAUAGCGCCCCAUCAUUGGUGUCAGUGGAAGGAAUAGUGCUUCAUAUCAGUGGAAGAAAAAGUGCCCCAAGGGCCGGAAAAAAAGCAAGCAAAGGGCCACAUCCAGCCUGCGGGCCAUAGUUUGGAGACCCCCUGCUCCAGGCUAUUGUUGAAUAUUGCAGGAAAAG